Molecule: messenger RNA, 3165 nt
Organism: Pomacea canaliculata
Lineage: Eukaryota; Metazoa; Mollusca; Gastropoda; Architaenioglossa; Ampullariidae
Product: endoplasmic reticulum-Golgi intermediate compartment protein 2-like
Exons: 11
Coding region: 296-1510 (404 amino acids)
Biological process (GO): endoplasmic reticulum to Golgi vesicle-mediated transport; retrograde vesicle-mediated transport, Golgi to endoplasmic reticulum
Cellular component (GO): membrane; endoplasmic reticulum; COPII-coated ER to Golgi transport vesicle
Source: RefSeq, a predicted model, not a curated record
UCAAAUAGCUUUACAUGUCCGGCAGCGAAACAUCCGCUGGAACGUGUUGUACGAAGAAUUUAGUUGAUGCCUACGUGGCAGUGGCAGAAACUUGACUUGCUCGUGAAUUAUCUCACAAAAGUGCAAGUCGUUUCUAGAACAUCGCUGAUCUGUGACCAGAGAUCAUUUACAACUAAAAUUUAGUCAUUCAGCUUUAAUCGGCAAGUCGCAAGGCCACACAGCAAACAUCUGUAACAUUGUCGAUUGACAGUUACUGAAAUUUUUAGAUUGUGAAGAAACACCUUAAAAAAACAACAUGCUACGGCUCAAUGUUUCUAAGAAAAAGGCUCUUAAAGUGGUAAAAGAGUUAGAUGCAUUUCCCAAAGUCCCAGACAACUACAAAGAGACAACAGUAUCAGGUGGUGGAUUGUCCAUCCUUACAUUUGUUAUUAUCAGCAUCCUGGUCAUCUCAGAAAUCCAGUACUAUACUAGUACAGAUCUACAUUUUGACUAUGAAGUAGACACAAAUCUUACGAGAAAAGUCAAGAUUAACAUUGAUAUGACUGUUGCCAUGAAGUGUCAUCACAUAGGGGCUGAUGUUCUGGACCAGACAGGUCAAGACUUAUUCAGCUAUGGAAAGUUAAAAGAAGAACCUACAUUCUUUCGUCUGUCAUCACGACAACAGGAAUACCUUGAUUUUAUACAGCAGGUGAAUGAAUAUCUUACACAGGAGUACCAUGCCAUUCAAGAUUUGUUAUGGCGAUCCAACAAGGCGACAUUUUAUGGUGGCAUGCCUCCAAGGGAAGAUGUGCCUGAGGGACAACCAGAUGCAUGUCGGAUUCAUGGAUCCUUAGAAGUUAGCAAGGUUGCUGGAAACUUUCAUGUGACAGCUGGAAAGUCUGUGCCAGUCAUUCCCAAAGGGCAUGCACAUAUAGCUCUCAUGAUUGAAGGAAGUGAUUACAACUUUUCACAUCGAAUCGAUCACUUCUCCUUUGGUGACCCAGUCUCUGGGGUUGUCUACCCUCUAGAUGGCACUCUUUUUGUGACAGACAGCAACUACCACAUCUUCCAAUAUUUUAUCCAAGUUGUGCCAACUGAAGUUCGUACAUAUGCUGCCAGUGUUGACACUUACCAGUUUGCUGUUACAGAGCGGAAUCGCACAAUAAAUCAUAGAGAAGGCAGCCAUGGUGUCCCUGGUAUAUUUGUAAAAUAUGACCUUUCAUCUCUCCUAAUACGAGUUCGAGAAGAGCACAAACCAUACUGGCAAUUCCUAGUUCGUUUGUGUGGAAUUAUUGGUGGAAUAUUCUCAGUUUCAGGUAUGUUGCAAGCCAUUGUAAAUUUCUGUUUGGAUGUACUUUGCUGUCGGUUGAAACUGGGAAAAUAUGGCCACCACAGGGGAAAAGGUGAUAACAUCAGAGGCCUAGAUUCUGCUAUGUUACCUCGGGAAAUGCCUGCACAGCCUCUUUUAGAUUCUGCAGAACAAAUGGAAGCAAGAGAUGGUUUUCCAUUAUUGAGUUCAGGAUACCGAUAACAUUGGAGAGGGAAACCUAAAGGAGAAAAGAAUGUGUGUGAAUGACUGAGCUAUUGAUGUUCACGAUAGGCUGCUGUUUUUACAUUCUUCUUCAUUUUUAUCUUCUUCCAUAGUGAGGUUUGCUGCUAACUGGUUGGGUUUUCUAUUAUGAUUUUGGCAUUAGAGUAUAUUUUGGGGGACUUAGUUAAAAUCUUUUGUAUUAUAUUUUUUGCUAGAUCUAAGCAUUUUAUUAAGAUUUUAUUCUCUUGUGAUAAAAAGAGUGCCAACGGUGUAUAUAUAAUACGUUUUCCUUUGACUUAUUGACACUUAGAUAUGUUAAAUACAAAGCAAACUUCUACGAUAACUGUCACGAUGUACCCAUUCACGCUCACCAGGUGGUGACAGAUCUGAACAAAUUUUAUCAGCAGCACCAAAACUGUUAUGCUUGAAGUGAAAUGGAUUAAUAUAGCUAAAGCAGAAGAUUAAACUAGCAUAUUUAGGUUCUUAAACACUUUGACACUUGGCUAUUUCAGGUGAAAACAUGACCACUUAAGUUCCUCCUCCUAAUUUGUAAAAUAAACUUCUCUGAUUCAAAUUUUAAUGUGUGCUUCUACUUUUCUUAAACUUAUGUUGCAAGAUACAUCACUUAAUACUCACAUACCAGAAAUUGAAGUAUCUUAGACUUCACUAAAAGACUUCUUCCUAGAGUGUAUAAUUUUUUGAAGAUUUUUCACAAUAAUUAACAGCUUAUAACAGUACAUUGAAAUCCAGUGAAUUUGUUAUUGAUAUAAUUUAUAUUUUGUUGAUGUUUUGCAAUUCCUGGCACCUUAUAAUGACAAUAUUUGAUGGUGUAUUGAAAUCAUGAGAUUAAUACUACAGUGAAAGUCAUGCAAGCUUUUUGAUUUAUGUAGGCAUAUACAGGGUAUUGUUUUACCUUGAAUUUGCAUAGAUAAUAAAUUUGUUAAACGAGUAUGGUAAGGCUGUCACCAACAAACUUAUGUUAUAUCAAAAAAACAAGCUUUUUUUUCCCUGUACCAUUUUUAUCUUUAAAGCAAGUCAGCAUCUAUAUGGGAAUUCAGUUUAAAAUUGCAUGUUGCCUUUGCCAUCUGAUUUUAUAAAUAUCAAGUCUAGGAGCUUUGCAAUUUAUGUGUGGGACAGCUAUUUUGUUUUUUAAUAAUGAUCACAAGAGUAUUCAUUGUUGUUGGAGGCUUUCAUUUCAUACACUGAAUUUGUUACUGUUGGUAAGGCAGACCAUACUACUGUCAUUUUGCUUGUUGUGACAUUUUCUGGCAGGUGAUAAAUGCUCAAAUUUUAAUAAGGUCAUUGUCUUGUGAGAUUCAAAUAUCCUUUUAUCUCCUGUAUCGAUUCACCUGUACUGACAUGUAUUGAAAAAAAAAUUGUGUGCUCACAGAAUUCAAAAGUCAUGCAUUCUUAUAUCCUAAUCCUGCUUUCAAAAACAACUUUGUUUCUCACAUCUGUGCUUUUAAGAUCUCUCUCUCACACACACACGUAUAUUUUAAUUGCAUACAAUAUACGGUAAGUGUGCAUGUGAAUGUAUGCAUUCCGUCAACUAAACUUUAUAACAAUUCCCAUUUUCACUUAUUAACAAUCAUUGCAAAAGUGUAUGCCAUUUUUUUAAUCACAAAAGUGAAAUAAAAAGAUUUCUUUCUCAAAAA